AUGGGAGACGCCCAACCCGAUAAAUCAUUCACGCCCACUUCUCGAGCUGCCACAACCGUCCGAACCCGACACAAGAGCAGUGAUGACGGUGGACACCAGCGAAAGCGAAAGGGAGACAAAGAAAAACCUUCACAGCUGCACCAGCCCUGGUACGACAAUCUUACAGAAUACUCAGAGCGCAGUGUGAGUCAUGAGAGCGACAUCCCCGUCGCCUUGGCCCUUGUAUCGGAGAACUUCCACUUGCUCUGGGGCGGCGUCUUCCUCGCCAGCCUCUGGGAACAAUUUCUCUUCGAAUACCUUCUCUGGCACUGUGACGUGACUUCGGAGUUUCAGUCUUGGUUAGCUCUUGCGCCAUGA
This is a messenger RNA of Rhinocladiella mackenziei CBS 650.93, 357 nucleotides long. RefSeq lists its product as uncharacterized. NCBI's taxonomy places the organism in Eukaryota, Fungi, Ascomycota, Eurotiomycetes, Chaetothyriales, Herpotrichiellaceae. The record is from RefSeq and is a predicted model, not a curated record. Bases 1 to 357 code for a protein of 118 amino acids. The transcript has a single exon.